ACAAACUGUCUGCCCAUGUCUUUCCCUGUACAGUGAGGUGGACUCCGCGGGUCUUCAACCGCUCCUCUCGCACUGUCUUUUAAGAAAGUAGUGGAAGUCAUUGUUAAGAGUGGUCGUCUUAUUUGUGUUUUGUUUCAAUAGUCACUUUCAGUGCGGGUCCAGCAGACUCCAGAGGGAGGUUGAGUUCAUACAGAAAACUGCUGUCACGCGGAAUAAUUACACUGCCGUUGCGGACUGUAGAGAUAUUUGGAUUACUACACGCGUACUAUUCCUGUUACCUGUUUCAUUCCACUCAUUUAAUGACUCUUCGGACCUUCUCAUCUAGAUGAACAGAAAUACUGUGGGACUUCUUUUGUAGCAGAUGCCUAGCGCCAUAUGCCCCUGCCCCAGCAGUGUUGAGCAGAGUCCCGUGGACCCCCAUGGCUCCCCCUGUUGAGGGAACACCCCUGGCCCGCUGCCUAGUCCUGCUGCCCAGCCUGCUUCUGCUGUUGCCUAGAGGAGUGCCCUGCCGGGGGACCACAGGGGCCCCUGAGUCCCCUUGCCACAAAGCUGAACACCCACUCAUCUCUCUCACAGAAAUCGAGCCAUGGAUCCAUCGGUUCAGAUCUGAGGGUACAGUCGAUUAUUCACAGCUCACCUUUGACCCCGGCCAGAACGAACUAAUCGUAGGUGCCAGAAAUCAUCUCUUCAGGCUACAUUUAGAGGGUCUUUCAUUGAUCCAGGAGGCAGAAUGGCAUUGUGAUGAGUUUACCAAAGGAGCCUGUUUCAGUCGGGGCAAAUCAGAGGAAGAGUGUCAGAAUUAUAUCCGUGUCCUGCUGGUCAAUGGAGACAGACUGUUUACCUGCGGAACAAAUGCAUUCACUCCCAUUUGCACUAAUCGAACGCUGACCAACCUAACCGAGAUCCACGAUCAAAUCAGUGGAAUGGCGAGGUGCCCCUAUAACCCUCUGCAUAAUUCUACCGCCCUCAUCACUUCCAGUGGUGAACUGUAUGCUGCCACAGCGAUGGACUUUUCCGGCAGGGACCCAGCAAUUUACCGCAGUCUGGGAGGACUCCCCCCUCUGCGCACUGCCCAGUACAACUCCAAAUGGCUCAAUGAGCCCAACUUCGUUUCCUCCUACGACAUCGGCAAUUUUACCUACUUCUUCUUCCGUGAGAAUGCGGUGGAGCAUGAUUGCGGCAGGACGGUGUUCUCUCGUGCCGCCCGGGUUUGUAAGAAUGACAUCGGCGGGCGUUUUCUGCUGGAGGACACCUGGACCACCUUCAUGAAGGCACGACUUAAUUGCUCACGACCAGGCGAAAUUCCAUUUGAGUACAACGAGCUGCAGAGAACCUUUUUCCUGCCUGAGCUGGAGCUUCUUUAUGGGAUCUUCACCACAAAUGUGAACAGCAUUGCCGCAUCAGCAGUGUGUGCCUUCAAUCUGAGUGCAAUUACCCAAGUGUUCAGUGGACCUUUCAAGUACCAGGAGAAUUCUCGCUCAGCAUGGCUGCCCUACCCCAAUCCCAACCCUGACUUCCAGUGUGGCACUAUAGAUUAUGGCUCCUAUGUAAACCUAACGGAGAGGAAUUUGCAAGAUGCUCAGAAAUUCAUUCUGAUGCACGAGGUGGUACAGCCUGUUGUUCCUGUGCCAUACUUCAUGGAGGACAAUGUGCGCUUCUCCCAUGUGGCUGUGGACGUAGUGCAGGGCAAAGACAUGCUCUACCACAUCAUUUAUCUAGCCACAGAUUACGGCACCAUUAAGAAGGUGCUCUCUCCGCUGAACCAGACCAAGGGCAGCUGUUUACUGGAUGAGAUUGAGCUCUUUCCCCCAAAAAAGCGGCAGCCAAUCCGCAGCCUCCUCAUACUUCACAGCCGCAGUGAGCUGUUUGUGGGUGUCAAGGAUCAGGUCAUCAAAAUCCCACUCAUGCGCUGCAACUUCCACAAGUCUAGAGAAGCCUGUGUUGGGGCCAGGGAUCCAUAUUGUGGCUGGGAUCUAAUGCUAAAGAAAUGCACCACCUUGGAAGAGAGCAUCAGCAUGAGCCAAUGGGAGCAGAGCAUUACAGAGUGUCCUGUGAGAAAUGUGAUUGUGGAUGGUCAUUUUGGUACCUGGUCAGGAUGGAAGGCUUGCAGUCAUAGCGAUGGGGGCAGUGUUGGCUCAUGCCAGUGUAGGACGCGAGCAUGUGACAGCCCGAGCCCUCAGUGUGGAGGACAACCUUGCCAAGGAAUAAGUGUUGAGGUGGCAAACUGCUCCAGGAAUGGGGCCUGGACGCCGUGGACAGCCUGGGCUCCCUGCAGCACCAGCUGUGGGAUCGGAUUCCAGGUUCGGCAGCGUUCCUGCAGCAACCCUACACCCUGCCACGGAGGACGCGUAUGUGUGGGCCAGAAUCGUGAGGAGAGAUACUGCAAUGAGCACCUUCCCUGCCCGCCGCAUGUCUAUUGGUCAGCAUGGUCUCCAUGGGAACGCUGCACCGUUCCGUGCGGUGGUGGGAUCCAGUCUCGGCGGCGAACAUGUGAAAAUGGAAAUGAAUGUCCUGGAUGCAGCAUAGAAUUCCAGUCCUGCAAUACCUUACCUUGUCCGGAUCUAAAGAAGACAACACCCUGGACACCAUGGACACCCGUGAAUAUCUCGGACAAUGGCGGUCAUUACGAGCAGCGGUUCAGGUACACCUGUAAGGCGCGUGUCCCAGAGCCCAGCCUGCUGGAGGUGGGGAGGCAGAGGAUUGAGAUGCGGUACUGCUCCAGUGAUGGUUCCACAGGAUGCUCCACCGAUGGAGAUUUGUUGCAUUCCAGCCGUGUCACAGGAAUGACAGUAAAUGGAGGCUGGUCUGCUUGGGGCCCUUGGAGCCAGUGUAGCCGGGACUGCAGCUCAGGUGUUCGGAGCCGCAAACGCACCUGUUCAAACCCCAAACCCAAAUAUGGAGGAAUCACCUGCCUCGGGCCAGCCCAGGAGUUCCAGGAGUGUAACACUACACCAUGUCCAGUGGAUGGGAGCUGGUCAUGCUGGUCACCUUGGUCCAAAUGCUCAGUGACAUGCGGAGGAGGCCACUACAUGCGCACACGCAGUUGUAACAACCCUCCACCUGCCUACGGAGGGGAUAUCUGCCUGGGCUUGCAUACUGAAGAGGUCCUCUGUAACAUCCAACCCUGCCCUGAGAGCUGGUCUGAUUGGUCCGAAUGGUCCCCCUGUGACUCGUCAGGGUCUCAGGUUCGCCUGCGGCACUGUGAUGUCCUGUUCCCCACUGGAAACCAGUGCUCUGGCAACAGCAGUGAAACUCGUGCCUGUCUGCCCAUCUCCAACUUCAUCCCAGAAACUUCUGUUGCACGGUCAAGUCAAGAAGAAAGAUUGUGUGGAGAGUUCAAUGUGUUCCACAUGAUCGCUGUGGGCCUGAGCAGCUCCAUACUGGGAUGUCUGGUGACCUUACUGGUGUACACUUACUGUCAGAGAUACCAGCAGCAAUCCCAUGAUGCCACAGUCAUCCAUCCUAUCUCUGUAGCCCCACUCAACACCAGCAUCACCAACCACAUCAACAAACUGGACAAGUAUGACUCAGUUGAAGCUAUUAAGGCUUUCAACAAGAAUAACUUGAUCCUGGAGGAAAGAAAUAAAUAUUUCAACCCUCAGCUAGCAGGAAAAACAUAUACCAAUGCCUACUUCACAGAUGUCAACACCUACGAUGACUUUUAAAAAUGGAUCUAUGUUUCCAGCCAUCUUCACCUUGGAAGGAUAUUUCCAUAUCAGCUGUAGCACCUAGUGAUUUUUAUCACCUUUUUUGCUUUGUGGUUUGCUCUGAUGAACAAAACACACUUUAUGUGGGACCAUUUUACCAUCAAAUACCUAUAAAUCUGUAUAGAAGCAUUUUUCAGAGUUAACAAAGACAUCAUCCAGUUGUGUGGACAUCACUGAAUUGACUUGAACUUGUCCAUGGUGGACAAAUAAAGCAGGCUUCAAAAAGAGGCGAUUCAGUUCAGCUAUAAACUUUGUGAUAGAAAUGGCACAUGGAUGCUUUGCAUGAUUUUCAUCUAAUAUGUAUUUUUUUUUUCUUUGUUGUUGCUUCAUUUAUUUGCAUGAUUGAUCGCAUUCCACUGUUUUUGUGGGUGGGGCCUAUACUGCCCUACAAAGGCAAAAGACCUUAACUCGCUAGAGUGUGGAACUGAGAAAAAUGACUUUAAAGUUUUUUAGUUGUCCAGCCAAAUGUAUUAUAGGUAGGCCACUGGAAAUCUGGCAAUUAGAUGUUUUAGUAAUGAAAUUUAUCUACAUAAAAAAAUCUUGAGCUCAAACUUUACUUUUGACCCCUAUUUUGAAGUUACUGUACUCUGCCUUUGUAUUGUCUGCAAAAAGUGAGAAUUCACGCCAAGGCAAAAGGCAGAAACUUCCACAUUAUCAAUAUUUUGUUGCUGAUCACCGUUCACAAAAUCAUUAUAUUAACACCUGUAUAAAAUCUAGUGAUCAUGGCAUUUAUUUUGGAUGAUUUACAAUUACUUAUAGCCAUGUACUUAUUGCUAUCCUGUGCUUUGGUUGUAUUCUGAUGGCAUUUUUAAUACAUUAGACAUGACACAUACCUCCAUAGCGGUAAAGAAUAUCUUCAAUUGGUGUGCAGCAAAACUAACAGGUUGACUGCAGAUAGGUGACACUUAAUUAUAUGAAUAAAUACAAGAUAAGCAUAUUUCUAAUGAGUAAACAUAAUAAUUUAAUUAAUAAUGGAAUGCAAAGAUAUAACAAAUCAUGUACAAAUUUAAAAUACAUGGGAUUGGAAUAAGAGGUAAUAAAUACAGCCACAGGCCUACAAGGUAGUGCCACAGCUGGUUAAUCAGGGUUUACAUUUAUGCAUUUGGCAGACACUUUUAUCCAAAGCAACUUACAGUGCACUCAUUACAGGGACAAUCCCCCUGGAGCAACCUGGAGUUAAGUGCCUUGCUCAAGGACACAAUGGUGGUGGCUGUGGGGAUUGAACCAGCAACCUUCUGAUUACAAGUUAUGUGCUUUAGCCCACUACACCACCACCACUUAAGGUUUAAGUUUGGCUACCAUGCUCCAAUGCACAGCUCUCUGACUGGUGGACUGAAUUGGCCAAUCUCAAAGGCUAUAAUAUAGAGUAAUGUGACUAUAUUAAUUGUCACCGACAUUUCCAUCAGUGACUAUAUUAAUUUCUGAAUCUGACCGUAACUGACAUCCAGACAAAAAGUUAUACAUGUGGUUGGAUACCGUUUUGAAACCAAUUUAUUUAUUGCAGUGUUCACUAACGUAAAAGGAUACAAGACAUAAGUUAGCCUAAGUGCUUUUACAUCGAAUUGAAUGAAAGUAGCCUAGCCUAAAAGAUCGACUUAUGGAUUGAUGUGAAAGCCAGCAAGUAGGAAUAAUGCUCAGAAAUCAGAAUGCUUGUGGAUAGUUGUGGAUUAAACAUCUGCGAUGACGUUCAUUGCCAUGGAUUUUAUCGGGUUACUAGAAAAGGUAGGACAGAUUUAAUUGCGAACUGUUACUACUGAUUUUAUGUGUGAUCAUGCUACAUGCUACGCUGUCAUGGCAUUCGAGUCCACACUCGUGCAACUAGUGGGCAGCCCCAGACUGUCACUGACACUGAUGUUGACAGCUGUCACUGACAGGCUGGCACUGACUGAAUAAUCUGCAUUAUGGAAAAAAAAAACUUUGAGAAUAUUUAUGAUUACUUAUUGCUGGCAAGUUAUCUAGUCUUUGCUUGUUUACAGUGCUUUGUUAUAUGGAUCAGUUUGGUAGCCUGUUCAUUGGAUAGCCGAGUAGCCUAUUUAUGCUAUAGGCUGCUAGCUAGCUAAAUGAAGUAGAUUGCGAUCUAUCUAUCUAAUUCGUUUGUCUAAUGCAUCUUUUGUGUUACACACUUUCUUACCUUGACCUUGAUGUCGUCGUUUCAAAGCCAUCUCAACCAUCAUUUUCCCUCGAGAGGCCAUCCUUAAACACUAUAGAAAAACACUCAACAAUAUUUGUUUACUAUACUUUUAUUCAGGUAUCAUGUGUGUCAGAUUGCUUCAAUGACAGAUGUAUGACAGUACACAGGCUACACCAUAAUUUAAACAUGGUAAACUUUAAUGUAAAAACAAAGGCAGAGUACAGUAACUCCAUGCCGGCACAGUAACUUCAUUUUGAUGCAUGGCUAAACAGUGGCAGAGUACCCUAACUCAAUUUGAGCAUUCCAAAACAAAGUCAAGGAGCGGUAAUUGGAGUUAUGGAGUUCUGCCUUGGUUUCUCCUGGGUUUUUGGAAGUUACUGUUAAGACAACCCAUUAUUUUCUCGAAAAAAUAACAAAAUUGAUACUUAUCCACAUGAUAAAGGAGGUCUUGAAUGUCUCAAAAAUAUCAAUAACUCAUUUUUGACCAAAAACGAAGUUAUGGCCUUUUGCCUUUGCACGGCAGAAUACGUCCUGAAUGGGUGGAGCCUUCCUGGACUGCUUUGCCUCUGUGCCGAAUCCGAAGCCCCCAUGCCACAAUGAGGACCUUCUGUGGUCCCCAGUGCAUUUGCCUGCCCUAAAAGAGGAUUUGCCACAACUCACUCAAUAUGUAGAUACCAAGGUCUCUAAAAAAAAAAAAAAGUUAAUGUGUCUAAAUAUGGGGCCCUUGUUAGUAAAGCUCUUAGCAGUGGUUAAAAUUUCUGUUUUUGUUGUACAAUAAACAUUUCAUGAAGCAUA
Messenger RNA from Myxocyprinus asiaticus (Chinese sucker), 6633 nucleotides. RefSeq names its product semaphorin-5A-like. Lineage: Eukaryota; Metazoa; Chordata; Actinopteri; Cypriniformes; Catostomidae. Gene Ontology annotation, biological process: negative regulation of axon extension involved in axon guidance; axon guidance; positive regulation of cell migration. The record is from RefSeq and is a predicted model, not a curated record. The transcript is spliced from 22 exons. Gene Ontology annotation, molecular function: chemorepellent activity; semaphorin receptor binding. The coding region runs from base 420 to 3665 and encodes 1081 amino acids.